AUGUCUCCCACUUCCUCAACAACAACGCCAACAUGGCAUCAGUUCGAGCGGAAGGUUGACGAGGUCAAACCAUCCAAGACUGACAUCAAUGACUUGGUUAUGGACUACCUCAUCACCAAUGGCUAUCCCGCUGCUGCGAAGAAAUUUGCAGUUGAAGCCAAUAUCCAGCCUAAAAUGGAUGUUGAUUCUAUCCAAGAAAGAGUAGCGAUUCGGACUGCGAUCCACUCUGGUAAUAUACAGGCUGCGAUCGAGAAAAUAAACGAGCUCAACCCUCAGAUCCUGGAUGAAAACCAGUCGUUGCAUUUCGCAUUGCUACGUCUGCAGCUCGUGGAGUUGAUACGCACAUGCACAUCUAAACCUGAUGGGGACAUCAGUCCUGCCCUUGAGUUCGCGACUUUGCAACUUGCUCCCCGGGCACCCACCAAUCCUCAGUUCCUAGAAGAUCUCGAGCGAACCCUUGCUCUCUUGAUCUUCCCGCCUGAAAAUCUCACCCCAUCUCUUGCCCCACUUCUCCACCCAGACCUACGUAAGGAGAUCGCCACCAGCGUCAAUGAGGCCAUACUACAAAGCCAAGGUGCCCGUAAAGAGGCCCGGCUGCGAAACCUCGUCAAAUUGCGCACUUGGGCCGAGCAGAAAGCUCGCGAAGCUAAGAAGGACAUCCCCGAAAAGCUGGACUUUGGGCUUGGUGAUAACAGCAAUAGUGACCAAGACGCCACGAAGGCCAGUCGAAAUGGCACCUCUAAUGACACUGUAAUGACCAAUAGCGGAGACGUUGAUCCGAUGAUCUCGUGA
Molecule: messenger RNA, 792 nt
Organism: Aspergillus tanneri
Lineage: Eukaryota; Fungi; Ascomycota; Eurotiomycetes; Eurotiales; Aspergillaceae
Exons: 3
Coding region: 1-792 (263 amino acids)
Biological process (GO): proteasome-mediated ubiquitin-dependent protein catabolic process
Cellular component (GO): nucleus; cytoplasm
Molecular function (GO): protein binding
Source: RefSeq, a predicted model, not a curated record